This is a messenger RNA of Saccharomycodes ludwigii, 639 nucleotides long. It is a transcript of the gene MRPL20, whose product is annotated as mitochondrial 54S ribosomal protein mL58. The record is from RefSeq and is a predicted model, not a curated record. The coding region runs from base 1 to 639 and encodes 212 amino acids. Gene Ontology annotation, molecular function: structural constituent of ribosome. Gene Ontology annotation, cellular component: mitochondrial large ribosomal subunit. The transcript has a single exon. Lineage: Eukaryota; Fungi; Ascomycota; Saccharomycetes; Saccharomycodales; Saccharomycodaceae.
AUGACCUUUUUAAAAUCAUUCCUUACAAAGUUACCUUACUCUACAAAUACAAAACUGGGUAAAUUUAUUACUACUGAUCCCAGAAAAAAAUCAAUCAAAAUAUUAAAAGGUGCUCCAACAAUUUAUAAUCCAACUUCUUCUGCUAGUAAUCCAAAGGGUUACUUAAAGGCUAAAAUACCAAGUGGUAUAUAUUUUACACCAGCUCAAUCAUCCCCCACAGGUUCUAUUAACAGUGAAACUAUCCCAGUUUCCUUUAUGAGUAAAGAUGAUCCUAGAAAAUCACUAUACCAUGUUUACUAUAAUAAAGGGAAAAAAAACCCCAAAUUUGUUCAAAAAUUUGCUCCACCAAUUUUACAAAAAAAAAAUAUUGCGCAAGAAAAGAAAUAUCAUUUAACGCCUAAAGAUGUUGAAGAAAUCCAAAGAUUAAGGAAUUCAAAUCCAGAUAAAUACACCAGAAAGGCUUUAGCUGAAGCAUUCAAUGUUUCCCCACUAGUUAUCUCUUUGGUAAGUUCUGCUAAACCCGAAAGAUUACAAGAAAUGGAAGAAAGAUUGAAGUAUAUUACCUCCAGGUGGAAUGAAAAGAGAAGAUUAGCAAGGCAAGAUAGAGCCAAGAGAAAUAAAUUAUGGUAUAAAGCAUGA